AUGCCCAAAUCUAAUGGCUCCGACGACCCCGUCUCCACCAUCCCCCACGAACGCCCCGAAGACCGCCCCGACUUCUCCCAACCGCUCCCCAAAAAGAAACUCCCCGACGCCCUCCAACAAACGCUCGACUCCGACGAACGCUUCUGGGAUGUCCUCUCCUCCGGCAAAGGCGAAGACAGCACCGAGUCCGGCGUCCGCUAUGCCGCCUACGCCUCUCGUCUGCGGACGAUCAUGCUCUCCGCGCAGCGGUACAUCGCCUAUACUAGUGAUAUAGGCGAGUCGUUCCGGCCGGUCGCGCAUCCGUAUCUCGUGCGCGGGGCGUACGGGGUUAGUUGGCUGUACUUGGGCGGAGAUGUCGCGCAUGAGGGGUAUAAGGCCUAUGUGCGGAAUCAGAACAUUCUGCACCCCGAGACGGAUGGGAAGAGUACGGAGCUAGCGCCUGCGGCGACGGGUGUGGUGCCGGCGAUUGACGAUUAUAGGGCGAGGAUGGCGGAGCGGGCGGUGUUCCAGGGUGUAGCGAGUAUGGGGCUGCCGGCGUUUACGAUACAUUCGAUUGUGCGGUAUAGUGGGCGGGCGAUGAAGGAUGUCAAAAAUGUGAAGGUACGGACGUGGGGACCGAUAGGAUUGGGUCUGGCGGCCGUUCCAGCGUUGCCGUUCUUGUUCGACAAGCCGGUCGAGCAGGCGACCGAAUGGCUGUUCCACAACGCCUUUGAGCUGGUUGGAGGGCCCGCUGCGGUUGGAAAAGAUCCAAUCACAGGGGCGCAUGUGCCGCAGAAGGAGAAGGAGCUAUGA
This is a messenger RNA of Saxophila tyrrhenica, 792 nucleotides long. RefSeq lists its product as uncharacterized. Gene Ontology annotation, cellular component: mitochondrion. The record is from RefSeq and is a predicted model, not a curated record. Lineage: Eukaryota; Fungi; Ascomycota; Dothideomycetes; Mycosphaerellales; Extremaceae. Bases 1 to 792 code for a protein of 263 amino acids. Gene Ontology annotation, biological process: mitochondrial fission. The transcript has a single exon.